AUGCGAUUAUCUCGCCGCAGAAGCGAGAGCGCACCUGUGAAAGUAAAGGCACAUAAACGGAAGCAGUGGCUGGGGGCAACUUUGCAGAAGCGGAAUAAUUGCCGCACUUGCGGAACCGCAGAAGUGGUCAAAAAUGUUAAGGCAGCAGACAUUCUUGACGAUGUUUGUCCCAAGACUAUAAAUCCUCAACUAUGUUUCCAUGUUCUUAAGAAUGACCCUUAUGUUUACAAGGGAGACAUUCACAGCCUUGUAUCCAUUUCUCUUUCUGUAGCACAAGACAAUACCACCUCCACCUACAAUUUAGUUAAGUCCCUUCUUCAGCAACCCAUCAAAGAUCCGAAUCUGAAAGCCCAACUCACCAAUUGCUUGAACAAUUACAAGGAUGCAGGUGAUAAACUAGAAAGUUGCAGUAAUUUGUUUAGAACAGAUGAUUAUAGAGAGAUAAGUUUGUUGGCUUCUGCUGCAUUCAAUGAUUCUCGAGCUUGUGACCAAGGUUUUGGGGAACCACCAGCCCAGCUCAAACAACUCAGCCAGACGGUCCAAGAAUUUUCCGAUCUUGUUUCUGUUAUUGCAUAUGAUCUUAAAUAA
Molecule: messenger RNA, 588 nt
Organism: Nicotiana tabacum (common tobacco)
Lineage: Eukaryota; Viridiplantae; Streptophyta; Magnoliopsida; Solanales; Solanaceae
Product: pectinesterase inhibitor-like
Biological process (GO): negative regulation of catalytic activity
Molecular function (GO): pectinesterase inhibitor activity
Source: RefSeq, a predicted model, not a curated record